UAAUUUUUUUCAACAAAAAGUGAUUCAGUCGUAGUAGUUCAUAUUUAUCGUUUUGAGAAAUAUUUGUUUGUCAAAUUGUAAUGAAAUUGUGUAUUGAUUAUAAAUCUGAUCGUGCUCUAUAAAUACGUGGAUCAAAACUUCUUUAAUUGUAAAACAGCAGACCAUGCUCUAUCGCCGGUCUGUGGCACAGAAGAGAGCACAAGAGACGUGACGUUGCACCCUGCUGGCGCCGGUGGGGCUGCACAAACAUGCUGCGUGCCAUCGUCGCCUGCCUCUUGGCGCUACUCACUAAAGCCACUGCUAAUGUAUAUGUUUACACAGUGGACACUCCACACACAAUAGCGCAGGAGUUCCCCGAUAUGCCGGCGACGUUCGGUGGCGAGGUGCCGCUGACGGGGCUGCGCGGGUUACUGGUGCAGGGCGAGCCCGAGGACGGGUGCUCCGCCCUGCCGCCGCCCCCGCAGGUCACAGACAACUUCACCGGCAAGUGGAUAGUGCUACUCGCAAGGUUCAAUUGUAGCUUUGAGAUAAAGAUUCGUAACGCGCAGGCAGCCGGCUACGACUGCGCCAUUGUACACAAUGUCAACUCUAGCGAACUCGAGACAAUGUCAGCAAAGAAUCCAGAUGGCAUUGUGAUACCGUCGACUUUUGUGAGUGACAAGACGGGUGAGGUGCUAAUUGAAGCAUACCUAUAUACUUUCGGAAAUUACUAUAUAAUGUUGGACGGUAUUUCACCGUACAAUAUUAACAGUCUGCUGGUGCCGUUUGCAGUCGUAGUUGUUCUGUGCCUCAUUGUGAUACUUAUAUUUAUGAUAAUAAAGUGCAUAAAGGACCGGAGGAGGGCGAGGCGACACCGGCUACCUAAUCGCUUUCUCAAGAAGAUCCCGACCUGCAAAUUCAGUAAGGGCGAUCCUUACGACACCUGCGCCAUCUGCCUCGACGACUACCAGGAGGGCGAGCGUCUGCGAGUGCUGCCCUGUGCACACGCGUACCACUCGAAGUGCAUAGACCCUUGGCUGACGCAGAACCGGCGCGUGUGUCCCGUGUGCAAGCGGCGCGUGUUGGCCGCCGGCGAGCCGCGCGCGCGCUCGGACUCCGACAGCGACACCGAGCCCCUGCUCGCCGACAGCGACCGAGCCCCCACACAGGGCGGUACAUUUGAUGAGCAGAGAGAGAAUCCGUUCGUGCGCGCGGUGCGGCACAUGGUGCGUCUGCGCGAGCGACACGAGCGCGGACAGGACGCAGAGAGCGCUCAGCCUUCAGAAGAAACUGAACAGACAAACAAUGGCGAAAAUGCGAGCGUUGAGGCGGAAGAGACGCAGUCGCUGGUGGCGCGCACAGAGCGGCGGUCGCGGCGCUCGCGACGCGCAAGGAGGGCGCAAGCCCGCCAGAACCCAUCCAUUAACAGUGAAACACGAGGGGAAAUAGGUGUAGCAGCAUUACCAGUGUCGCCGGCGGACGCCACGCCGCAACACAUGAUAUUAUGAGCGCAUCCGCACGCGACGUGUAUCCGACCGUGUGACGUCACGCGAUGCGCCGCCAUCUUGUAACGUCCAAACAGAACCGCGCCAUUCGUAGCGACAAUUGCAAACACUACGCGGAACGAAAGAAGGUAACACUGAAAAUACGAAAGUGUUGUGCAAUAUUAACUCUAGGUUUCGUUUUUUCAGUUGCGACAAGGCUCGGUUAAAAUUACUUUUGUUGGAAUAAUGUGUGUUUUCGAGUCUAAAAUUGUAUUUGAGAAUAUUAUUAAGACGUCGUUAUAAAAAAAGUUUUAUCCAUUCAUGUUUUGCACCCACAAUCACACAUUUAAUUUUUAAGGCAUUAGUUACUGACUUUGAAUAUUGAGGUGAAUAUCUCCUUGACAAAUAAUUUGUUAAAUAUUUUUACAUGAGUAUGCAACUGACUUGUAAAGUAAAAUAUGAAUUAGACAAUUUUACAACACACUAAUGUUACAAUUGUUUAUUAUAGUAUGAACAAAAUCUAUGUAACUCAUAAACCAAGCUUUACCCAAGGACUUAUAAAUAUCUUUAGACUAGACCUAAAAAGCAAUGCAAGUCAUACUUGUAGUUUUGGUGUAUAAAAAAUGGAUUACUUGAGUCAUAAAAAAACAUACGUCACUCUAACACACAAAUAUUUAUAUGUAUUAUGACUACAAAUAUGAUUUGCCAACUUAAUGUAUUAAAACAAUCUUACUAA
Molecule: messenger RNA, 2199 nt
Organism: Papilio xuthus (Asian swallowtail)
Lineage: Eukaryota; Metazoa; Arthropoda; Insecta; Lepidoptera; Papilionidae
Gene: gzl
Product: godzilla E3 ubiquitin protein ligase
Exons: 12
Coding region: 249-1487 (412 amino acids)
Source: RefSeq, a predicted model, not a curated record